ACGUGAGAGUGCGACUCUAGUAUCUAGUGGUGUCGCGCUGUUAUGACGUAGGGGACGCGUGAAGCCCAGCAGAGACUGGCAGCAGCUAUGGCACUAAGAUGUUUGGGAAAGUUCCGGCCUGUUCUGCAGCAGCUCAAGUCCACAACGAUGACAGCAUGCACGUGGAACGUGUUGUUAGUGGUUCAACAACAAGACCAUCGUAUAAAUCUUCAGAGCAGGCAGUAUGCCACGAAAAGUAGCAAAGGCAAAAGUAAAGGACAAGCCAAAGCCCGGGUAAAUAUAAAUGCUGCUUUAGUUGAAGACAUUAUCAACCUGAAAGAUGUUGAGCAGGAUAUGAGCAAUAUUCUUGACAGUCUUAAAGAAGACUUUAACAAAAAUCUAACCAUCAGAACAUCUCCAGGUGCUUUUGAUCACAUUAUUGUCAAAACAAAAGAUGGUAAAUUCCCAUUAAGUCAUUUGGGACAAGUCACCCUUAAAUCUCCUCGGCUCUUCGUUAUCAACAUGGCAAGCUUUCCAGAGAGUGCAGAUGCAGUUGUUAAUGCCUUAAGACAGAGUCAGAUGAACCUGAACCCAGAGCUAGAUGGCACCUUAAUCCAUGUACCAGUCCCUCCGGUAACUCGAGAACACAGAGAGAAUUUAAUAAAGGUAGCAAAACAGCUCACAAACAAGGCAAAGGAUUCUUUACGAAAGAUCCGAUCCACGGCUGUUGUGGAGAUCAAAAAAUUCAAGGACACCGUUUCAGAGGACACAAUAAAGCUGUUAGAAAAACAGAUCCAGCAGAUGACGGAUGAUGCAGCAGCAGCAUUGGAUAAACAGUUGGCAUCAAAGACCAAGGAACUUUUGGAAUAAGGCCCAUCAGAUGGAGUGCAGAUUAUGUGAUCUCUGAUGAGUAGUACUAUAAGAAAUGUUCCUCUCUGUAUCUUGGAAACAAGGUGUUGACCCUUCAUCAGUUUUAGAAGUGAAAAGAAUGAUAUACUGUAGGUUCUCCUGAAGGUGUAGACCAUAGUGCGUUGGGAACGCUUUUGCAGAAUUUGUUACAACAAAUAUGUUAUUGAGAACUUAAAUAAGAAUUUAAAGCACUUGGAUGGCUAAAAAUCCUGAAGUUGAUAUAUUGAAGUCCUGAUACUGAUUGAUAGGGUACAUGUCCUGAUUGAUGGAGAGCUGCCAGAGUUUCAGGAAAAGCACCUGUGCAGUUAGUACAAGCUAUGUUUCACUGUGGUUUUUACUGUCGCACGUAAUGAGAUGAGUGGACAUGGUAUGCAGAGGUUCCCUGACCAGAAGAAUAAAUGCGCAUUGACAUCAUAGAGCAUUUACUGUACUUAUAGGUACAGUAAAGACAUUUUGCAGUAAUAUAAAGGUACUUCCUAGUAUGAGGAUUACUGUACAUUCUUAUAAGUAUGUUGCUAUAUCGAAUGUUACAGUUUUCCAUUAUUUGGGGAGUGGGAUGUUUUUGGUUUGCUUUCCACUUUGGGUGAUUUAAAGCUCUAUAUAGUGACUUAUAUACUAAAAUUCAUUCAAUAUUGAUUAAAUAUUUAACACCCAUUAACAUGUACAGUAGCUAAACUUCCAGGAAGCAUUUAACAAAUCACUGUGAUGUAUUUUAUGAAUUUAAAUAAAGCUAUUUCUCAUGUACCUUUUUACAUGGAUUUUA
Molecule: messenger RNA, 1651 nt
Organism: Pseudophryne corroboree (corroboree frog)
Lineage: Eukaryota; Metazoa; Chordata; Amphibia; Anura; Myobatrachidae
Gene: MRRF
Product: mitochondrial ribosome recycling factor
Exons: 7
Coding region: 88-849 (253 amino acids)
Biological process (GO): translation
Cellular component (GO): mitochondrion
Molecular function (GO): ribosomal large subunit binding
Source: RefSeq, a predicted model, not a curated record